Blastomyces gilchristii SLH14081 is the source of this 2944-nucleotide messenger RNA. RefSeq names its product thioredoxin. The record is from RefSeq and is a predicted model, not a curated record. The transcript is spliced from 2 exons. NCBI's taxonomy places the organism in Eukaryota, Fungi, Ascomycota, Eurotiomycetes, Onygenales, Ajellomycetaceae. Bases 1794 to 2498 code for a protein of 234 amino acids.
AAAAAAAAAAAAAAAAAAAAAAAAAAAAAAGAAUGAUAAAAAGAAAAAAGAAUGAUAAAAAGAAAAUGAAAAGAAAAUGGAAAAAAGGCAAGGAAAAGAAGAAACAAAAAGAACCUAUGAAAAAAAGGCGAGGAGGAAAAAACUCAACUUGUCAACAAUGCCAAGGUUAACAGCAGACUGACCACACUCAUUUAUUAUUAUUUCCUUGAAUCUCUCAUCUCUCAACCACUUUUUCUUUUGUUAUCUCUUCACUUUCAACUCCAUACACUAUUUUGGGCUUUGUCAUGAUAAUUCAGGUGGAGAAUCACACUUUUUCAUCUAUUUAUCUUUGCUUUUCAUGAAAUUUACAAAUGAUUCAUCUUUCACAUGAAAAUGUCUUUUUGCUACACUUGCAUCAUUUAUACAUUAUCACUUCUUCUAUUAAGUCUGCAUAAUUAGGCUUUGUUUGACACUUUCUCUACAAUUCUGUCUGUUUUCUGAUUCUACUCUCAAGUAUUUUGCUUUGAUUAUUGAUUCUUCCUGUUCUCACCCUUGUCUCAUUUUCACUCUGGUUCUUUUCUUCUGUGCGGAUUUCACUACUAUUCCCCAUCCUGUUUUUUUUUUUUUUUUUUUUUUUUUUUUGGGGGGGGGAGGGGUUAAGUUCUUUCAGUGUGUGUCUUUCUUGAUUUACUUCUUUCAGAAAUUGGGGGAAAGGGAAAUAGCCGUAGCAGUAGUGGCUUGUUAUUUGGAAUAGGGAAGGGAUAUUUGAAUAUUAGGGAAACUGAGAAUGGAAAUGGAAAUGAAAUGAAUUUCAAUGAGAGCAGUUUAGUUAAGUUACAGUUACAUACAUGUGUGAACAGGACAUGUGAAUAUAAUAAAUGGAUUAGAUCUGAACUGGAAGAAAAUGACUAGAAUGAGCAUUCCCUCUCAAGGAUAUUUGAUUUACUUCAUUGUUGUAUUUAUAAUAAAAGAGUCUGUCUGCUCGAAGGCUCUUCAUCACCAUCAAAUCAUUAAGGUGUGGCGCACGCAAGUACAGUACAGUACGGUGCGUAAUAACACCAUACCCAGCCUGGCAUGUAUCUCCGAUGUCACGCGCGGUUCGGUUCUGUUUACCACCAACCGCGACCUAUUAUUAUUUAUUUUUAUUUUCAAGAAUGUAUUUUCUAUUUUCUUCUCUUUUCCCUCUUGAUCGAAGCUCAAUCAAUCAAAUCAAUUAAACAAAAUCAUCACUGUGAUUUCAAAUCGAAGAACCCGAGACAACUCCGGUAUAAACAACGCCCCUGCUAUUAUAACUAACUACCUACCAUUGUUAUGAUUACACACACACCUGCUACCGGCAACACCACGAACGCAGUUAACUAAAAGAAUUGCGAAAUCCUCUCUGUCUCUCUCUCCGUCCCCCGUUCGCAUCGGUCGGCAGCACCCGAGAUACUCCGGUUCCUCGCACUUCUCCGACAUCCCGAAUCAUAAAUAUAAAUACGGGGAAGCCAGUCGAUUGAUUUGGAAUCAUCCUGGCUCACAAUUUGGAAAAUUAAAAAUAAAAUAUAAUAAAAUAUAAUAAAAAUAAUAAAAAUAAUAAAAAUAAUAAAAUAUAUAUAAAAAAGAAAGAAAGAAGAAAGAAAGAAAAUACAAAAUACAAAAAACAAAAAUAAAAAUAAAAAAUAAAGAAAAAAUAAAAAUAAAAAUAAAACUAAAAACCAAAAAAACCAAAAAACCAAAAAAACAAGAAGACAAGGGGGGCGGCUGUGAAUCCAAAGAUUAAUAAAAAUAUUACAAUUUCCAUAUAAGUGGUUAACCCAGCAAACAGCAACAGGAUGCUCCCGAAGACGUCAUCGCGGGCUCUCUUUCUGCACACAAUUCAACAUCAUCAACCACGCCAACCCCUCUUCACCACUUCCACUUCCACUUCCACUUCCACUUCCACUUCCACUUCCACUUCCAUUUCCACUUCCACCACUCUCACCACUCUCACCACCACCACCACCACCACCACUCCUCCUCCUUCCGCCCCACUACGCCUAUAUAACUCGCUCCGCCCCUUGUCGUUCUUCCUGCGCACGACAUCUACCUCCAUAGCAUCAGCCUCUGCUUCCUCGCUGAGUACCAAUCGCUCCUUCACCUCUUCCGCCCGUGCCAGCUUUAGACCUACCGCCGGCACCAUGGUUGUUCAUAAUCUGAAAGACCGCGCCUCCUUCGACUCCGCCGUCGCAACAACCACCCCCGCCAGCACCGCCAGCACCGGCCAGCCCCCCAAACCGCUAAUCGUCGUCGACUGCUACGCCACCUGGUGCGGCCCCUGCAAAGCCAUCGCCCCCAAACUCGUCGAGUUCUCCGACACAUACCCAAACGUUGGCUUCUACAAGGUCGACGUCGACGAGUGCCCGGACAUCGCGCAGGAGCUGGGCGUGCGCGCCAUGCCGACCUUCAUCUUCUUCAAGGACGGCCAGAAGGUCGAUGAGGUGCUCGGGGCGAUGCCCGCGGCGAUUCUGGCGGCCAUUAAUAAGCAUGUUUCGUCGUGAGUGUGUGAGUGUUUGGGGGUGGAGGGGAAAAAGGAGGGAGGUUGAAUGGUAUAUUCUGGUUUUGGCUGCUUUUUGCCUUUUUUUUUUUUUUUUUUUUUUUUUUUUUUUUUUUUUUUUUUUUGUUUUUUUUGUAUACUUAGUAUGGAAUGGUUUCCCGGUGAGGGAUUGGGAAUGGGAAAUGUGGUAAAUUACAUAUGAUAUAAAAAAAAAAACCGGAGACAGAAGAAAAUAACAAGGAUGUGAUUUGAUUUUAAUAUCUUGAAUAUGAAUGAUAGAUAUUUGUAUUAAUCAGAAAAGGGAAGAAAUGAGUGAAUCAUAUUUAAAACAGUGAUCUCAUAUAUACUAUAACUACUGUGUUGUAUCAUAUGAGUAUUCUAGAUUCACUCUUUUUAACUAAAGAAUUACUGAUGUGAUUGAAGACUGAGAUGAAUCAUCAAAAGAAUGAA